Saccostrea cuccullata (small rock oyster) is the source of this 2470-nucleotide messenger RNA. RefSeq lists its product as uncharacterized. The coding region runs from base 1 to 1068 and encodes 355 amino acids. The transcript has 6 exons. NCBI's taxonomy places the organism in Eukaryota, Metazoa, Mollusca, Bivalvia, Ostreida, Ostreidae. The record is from RefSeq and is a predicted model, not a curated record.
AUGAGCAUCAUUAUUGAUGGCAUUAGAUCAAGUAAAACAAAUUUGCCACAUUUCACUGGAAGACUUAUGAAGGGAGUAGAUCCAAACAGCUUUUUGAAAACCCAUGUACAAGGAGUACUAAACCACGGGAUGGGAACAUUCGAUGUUUAUGUUGACAUCAAUGAAUACUGUCAUGACUCCAACUUGGUGAUGAAUGUUAUUUUAAAGACAAUUCACAAUUCCAUUUCAAAGGAUGGAUAUCUGCCACAGAGGCUGUACAUCCAAGCGGAUAAUUGUGCAAGAGAAAAUAAAAACAGAUUCGUUCUAGGGUUUUGUGAAUUGCUGGUUAGACUAUCAAUAUUUCAUGAGGUGCAUUUGUCCUUCCUCCAUGUUGGACACACCCAUGAAGAUAUUGAUGCGGCAUUUUCACAGUUAGCCAUGCGACUAAGAAGAUGUGAAGCGGAGACAAUGCCAAAACUCUUAAAUAUCUUGAAUGGAGCUAAACAAUUAAGAGGUCUUUUUGAUAUAAAAUCAUGGCUACAACCACAUUUACGUGUAAUUAAGCAUCAUUCAAAACCGCUUCAUUUUAAAUUCAGUAAAAAUGAGACCCAAAAUAUCACAAUGCAGUACAGGACCAACAGCAAUAAGACAUGGAAGACAACCGAAGAAGAAGGAAUAUUGAAUGGCAUUCCACCUGGAGAACCUCAUAUUUUACUACCAAGCAAUUUUCACAAAAUAGACAUACCAAACAUCAGAAACAACAUUCAGAAACAUCAAUACAACAUGUCAGAUGAAGGACAGUUUAGGUGGUGGAUAUCCUACUUAGAAUAUCUACAGGUAGUCAAAGAUGAUGAACAUUCCCUAAAGGACUAUGCCCUUGACGGAGCAAUUUGGUUGUUGCCACAACUAGAAGGCAGGCAAAGAAAAUCUGAAGAGGUUUUAGUAGAGAUCAACAGCCAUCUUCUUGAAAUGCUGGAUAAGGAAUUAGACGAAUACGAGGUUAUCGUGUCAAAGGGGAAAAAAGAGGACAAGAAAAAAAAGAUUGCGAGGAAAAGAAGAUCUGACAGGAAAGAUAAAGACAGUUCUUGAAUAUCAUAGCUGUAUACGUGAAGCUUAAAAAUUGAGUAUGGAGAGUUUUUGCCAAUGACCUUGGACUUAUAUAAAAUCAUUCUUCGACCACAAAACCAUUUUGUAUGCAUAUAAAGAUAGAAGAUUGAUACCCCAAGUGCAUUGCUUUGUACAAAUUCAUACUCAAAUGUAAAUAACUUAGAGAUGAAGGAUUAAUACCCCAAGUGUAUUGCGUUGUACAAAUUCAUACUCAAAUGUACAUUACUUAGAGAUGGAGGAUUAAUACCCCAAGUGUAUUGCGUUGUACAAAUUCAUACUCAAAUGUACAUUCCUUUGUACAAAUUCAUAUUCAAAUGAACAUUACUUAGAAGGGAGGAUUAAUACCCCAAGUGUAUUGCGUUGUACAAAUUCAUACUCAAAUGUACAUUCCUUAAAAAUAGAGGAUUAAUACCCCGAUAGUACCGGGUAUUGCUUUUCACAAAUACAUACUGAAUUGUACAUUACUUAGAGUUGGAGGAUGAAUACCCCAAAUGUAUUGCUUUGUACAAAUUCAUACUCAAAUGUAUAUUACUUAGAGAUGGAGGAUUAUUACCCCAAGUGUAUUGCUUUGUAAAAAUUUAUACUCAAAUGAACAUUACUUAGAGAUGGAGGAUUAAUACCCCAAGUGUAUUGCGUUGUACAAAUUCAUACUCAAAUGUACAUUCCUUAAAAAUAGAGGAUUAAUACCCCGAGAGUAUUGCUUUUCACAAAUACAUACUGAAUUGUACAUUUCUGAGAGUUGGAAGUUUUAUUCCCCAAGUGUAUUGCUUUGUACAAAUUCAUACUCAAAUGUACAUAACUUAUAGAUGGAGGAUUAAUAACCCCAAGUGUAUUGCUUUGUACAAAUUCAUACUCAAAUGUACAUUACUUAGAGUUGGAGGAUUAAUACCCCAAGUGUAUUGCGUUGUACAAAUUCAUACUGAAAUGUACAUAUCAUAUAGAUGGAAGAUUAAUACCCCAAGUGUAUUGCUUUGUACAAAUUCAUACUCAAAUAUACAAUCUUCGAGAUGGAGGAUUAAUACCCCAACUGUAUUGCUUUGUACAAAUUCAUUCUCAAAUAUACAAUCUUCGAGAUGGAGGAUUAAUACCCCAAGUGUAUUGCUUUGUACAAAUUCAUACUCAAAUGUACAUUACUUAGAGUUGGAGGAUUAAUACCCCAAGUGUUUAGCUUUGUACGAAUGCAUACUAAAAUGUGCAUUACUAAACAAUGGGGGAUUUUAAAAUACCUCAAGUGUAUUGCUUUGUACAAAAUUAUAGACAAAAGUACGUCACUUAAAGAUGGGAAAUUAUUAUCCCAAGUGUAUAACUUUGUUCAAAUACAUACUCAAAUGUGCAUUAUUUUAAGAUGGGGGAUUAAUACCCCAAGUGUAUUGCUUUGUUUAAA